CCUCCUCCUCCUCCUCCUCUUCCUCCAGCGUGAUGCAUGGGAGAAGUUACUAGAACCGCGAUAAGGACAAGCCGAAUGAACAGGGACAGGAGCUUCUGUUUUUAUGAUAGUAUAAAUCUUUGUAAAAAUGACAUGCAAUACUCUUAGGUCCCCACGAAAACAAUUGUGCUUCGCGUCAUCAAGAUUCGGGUAUUCAAAAUAGCUACCACUUUCAGUUACUUCUUUCGAUCAGAGACUACCAUCUACAUAUUUACUCUCCUGGAGACUAUUAGCAUUAACUUUUUUAAUUUACUUGCAACCUCUUUUUUAGUUCUUUCACAUUUCGUUUUUAUCUAAAUAACUGCCCUACUUUGAUCGAGUUUUAUGUGCAGCUCAUCACAUUUUACAACCAGAGGCUACUCAUUAUGUCACCACAGUAGAAAUCAGUAAAGUAUCGCUCAGCAAACACUUGUCAGACAUAGCACUUGAAUAGAAUGUGAAACAGAUAGAGCUGGAAGUUACGUUCUCCUGAGACUCGUGUGGCUGGGCAGAACUCUUUAAAGGGAAAAGCAAAGCCAACUGGUAAGUUAGGUUUAAAUGAUAGACACUGACAUUCCGAAAAAUGUCCUAUCAAAAUGUCGAGCCAAAAAAAAAAUUUCAAAGCCACCGUUUACUUACAAUCAAGUGUAGCUUCGGGCUGAUUCAAGAGAGUCGCCAUGUUGAUAGAUUUUUUUUUUUUUUUUUUUUUUUUUUGCCAAAGAAAGCAGACUUCAAUUCGGAACGUAAGAUGACCUGACUUUCAAUAAAAUGGAUGCUGCUGCAAUAUUAUAAGCAGUUCUGUAGAGUGACCAGCACAGCCUUGACAAUACAACAUGGCGGCCUACUUCAACAGCCUCAGACCUGUGUUUUCAACACGAUUGUAAGCUCACGAUAGUUUUGCAACCAAAAAUUUUGUUCGAAUUUGAUUCAGGACGCCGGUGUAUAUUUUACAACUUAACAUUUGACUUGCAUUUCCAUUUAAUAUUGUUGAGGUGUGGUCGAGCAUUAAUCUCGCCUACAUUUUGUGCACAGCGACUGUUAAAUAGCACGAAAAUGUUGAACUGAUAUAUUUUGGGCAGAUAAUAUGUGAUAAUUCAGCUUCUAAAGUGACAAGGGACAAUUUUCAACUCACUCCACAACGCAUAAAAAUGGCAAACUUUAAGUGGGUCAUGUUGGCGAUCCUUUCUUUUCUCGUUCUUAUGGAACUAAUAGUCAACUCCGCACGCUGGUCUUUUGCCUUGACGCCAUUCAUGACGGCCACGAAUAUUAUUCCGGAACCGGAAGUGAUUGAGCCCUUACAGGUCUACUGCAAAGACGUCCUGAAGUUGAUGGUCUAUGGACAAUGGGAAACUCGAAAUCUUUCCGCUGCUGAAUCCAACGAGAUGAAACUGUUCAAUGAUCAGGUUCGAAAAGAGAAGACAAUCCCGACCAACCUUCAGCGUCCUGACAAACUCUGUGGUAAUGUCACCUUCCCAAAAAUUCCCUUCAGAGCUCUAUGUGACCCUAACGGCGACACCCCUUGCUGCUACAACAACGUCUGCGCCAACAAAACACAACAUCAGUGCACCUGCACAAAUUGCUACGACAUACGACGAAUCAUCGAUGCUGAGUACGCCACCUGGCGCCCUUCCGACCCCACCUGUCAGCUCCGACAUUUGUCACAGAACGAGAUUUGUGAGUUGCUAGAUGGCGCCACUCUCUACUUCAUCGGGGACUCGUUCGUAAGACACGUCUUCACGGCCUUCCUACUGGCAGCCAGGAACAACGAAACCCACGGAGCGAUGGGUCCUCGCACGCCUCCAAAACUUCAAACGUCAUGUGCCGGCCUCUACAUGUUCACGGAAAAAGUCUGCCGUCUUCAUGUGGAUUCAGACACCACCGUAUGCAAUAAAAGAGUCAAAGUCAAGCUGGUGUACAACUACAAAGUUGACUCUGCUGCUGCUGCCGUUACCGCCGUCAUCAACCUCACCAACGUCAGCCGCAGUGUCGUCUUCAUGGCCUAUGGGAUUCACGAUCACUUUGACGUGGAGAAGGUCCGCCAAAAGCUCCUGCUGCCCCUUUUAAACAAAAUGAACUCGUCCAGUAGCAGUAACCCUAAACUUGUUUGGUUAGCUUACCACGCUCCAGGCUUGCUCAGCUCGCCUCUUAAUUACCCUUGGCAGAAACCUGAGCGUAUAUUACAAUACAACCAAGUGAUUGGUCAGUUCCUGAGAAAGUGGCACGUGCCAAUAUUUGAAGCCUUUAACCUGACGGACGGUACGGCCAGCUUCGAUGGCUCUCACUACGGACUUGGGAUAAACAGAGUCAAAGUUCACAUACUUUUGAAUUACAUUUUAGAAUUACGGGAGAAAAAGCUGUGGUAGAAAGCAUUUGUGGAGACAGCCACGUGUGUCCAUGGUGAUACUGUGCUACAUCACUGCUUGCCAUGAAAUUCAGGAUGUGAGAUUUCCAAGAGCUGGUUCUAAUUAAAUACUGUUACUGGUGUCCUGCAGAUGAAGAGCUCUAAGACUUUUGUGUGCCAUUAUGAUUUAACGAAUUAAACCACAUUUACUUUUGUGUCACAAUGACAGUGCACCAGUCUCAUCAACCAGUCUUUAUAUUAAAUGACCCUGGGCUCGUGAGGGCUGAGCGUCGUGAGCUCAACACUCUGAAAACUUAAUAAAGGUUAAGGUUUAUUAAAUUAAUAAAGGUUAAUUAGUAAUAAACUAAUAAAGGUUAAGGUGCAAUAAAUUGCGUGUAUGAACAGUGAAGCAGCAGUUGCAGAGAAAGCAUUAUUAAGAUGGGAAAGAGGGAUAGGAUUCGCUCUUUCAGGGAAAAUAGCAGUUAUAAUAACCCCUCGCACAUGGUACUUCCGCUAACAACAUAGCUCGCUUUUGCAUGACGCUGUCUUGUACAUAUGAUGUAAAUAAUUUAAACUGUUUAAACAUAUCCCAUGUUUAUUUUUCCGUGGGGUUUUUUUUCAACUGCUUAAUCUAAGAUCCUACAGCCAUGAGUUCUUAAUGAUGAAAAGCUGUAUGCAUAUUUACUGAAAAUGAAUAGAUGUAUUGCCAAAAUUAUGAAAAGUACUUAUGAAGCAUUUUUUGCAAUAGCCUAAUAAUAAGAGAUUAUAAUAUAAGGCCAGGAAUCAUUGUCAAUCAAGCCAAUAAUUAACACAAAAACUCUCUAAAAUCCCCAAAUGUAUUCUCUUUGGCAUGUCUCAUUUACUUGCAGCUCACAAAAUUGAUAAGGAAGUAAAAGAUCUUCACUGCUAUGUUUCCUUCUUUCAAAACAAAAUGUAUCAUUUUUUUAUUCUUUUAUAA
Molecule: messenger RNA, 3317 nt
Organism: Pomacea canaliculata
Lineage: Eukaryota; Metazoa; Mollusca; Gastropoda; Architaenioglossa; Ampullariidae
Exons: 4
Coding region: 1167-2381 (404 amino acids)
Source: RefSeq, a predicted model, not a curated record